Aspergillus saccharolyticus JOP 1030-1 is the source of this 2057-nucleotide messenger RNA. RefSeq lists its product as uncharacterized. The record is from RefSeq and is a predicted model, not a curated record. Bases 1 to 1590 code for a protein of 529 amino acids. The transcript has 2 exons. NCBI's taxonomy places the organism in Eukaryota, Fungi, Ascomycota, Eurotiomycetes, Eurotiales, Aspergillaceae.
AUGCCUUCACUCAAACUUGGGCGGAAUGAUGAUGCCCAUAGUCAGGAGAGGGUAGACAAUGAAGGAGACGACACGCACCAUCCAGAACCCACAGAACGCUCGCGACUUUUGCCGCGCGAUCCUCCAGCCUAUCUGAGUCCGGAUGACCCUGCUGUCUCCCCGUACAACCUCUGGAGCAUCCGUGCGCUUCGCGGCUUAUCCUCGCUCUUCCUGGCCCUGAGCUUCAUAUGGUGGACCUUCCUUCUUGUCUCUUUGUUCGUCAGUCCUCCCAUGAUGCACAGUCGCGGGUCUGGCUUCUUCAGCUUCGCCUAUACAACCCUCACCACUGGUUACCUUGUUAUCAGCCUGCUUUUUUUCGCUGUACCGUCCAAGCCGAUGACUAUCUGGGGUAUCAUCAUUGGGGUAUUUCUCUGCAUCGACAUGAUUCUCACCCUGGCGGUACCUCGCAUUCGAGUCGAAGAGGGCUGGGUAGGUGUUGCCUCCGUGGUGUGGGCCACCUUCAUCGCCCUUUACAGCAUCUUCCAGAAUCGAGCUGUAGAAUGGGGUAAGCGCGAAGAGGAGGAACGUCUCACAGGCCGUCCUGAGAGCCGCCGCCCUCUGCGCGAAUGGAUCGCUGUCCUGCUUCAGACAAUCUUCAUGGCUAUUUUUGGGAUCGUUUCUAUCCUCUUUACUGCUACGCUGAUUUUGCGCGCCCGCGACGCCUCUCUCGCUGCGCCAGGCAAGAGAUAUCUUGUCAAUAGCAACAACUACGAAGUCCACCUCCACUGUGUUGGCAGCCCGAACGCAACAACCCAAUACCUCAACGACGUCCCCACUGUCCUUAUCGAGGGUGGUGAAGGUCCGGUCGAGCAUACUCUCCAACCAUUCAUUGAUAAUGCUUACCAAAGCGGUCUGGUCCCUCGCUACUGCUACUGGGAUCGCCCAGGCUUUGCCUGGUCUGACAACGCACCCUCCCCCUUCUCUGCUGGCAUGGCCGCCGACGCCCUCUCUGAGGCGCUCGCCCUGGCGGGCGAAGAGGGACCCUGGGUUCUUGUCUCCGCCGGUGCCGGUGGAAUCUACAGUCGCAUUUUCGCCAGCCGACACCUGAUCGAGGUAACCGGCAUCCUGCUCAUCGAUACCGCUCAUGAAGACUAUCUUCCCAAGCUCGGCUCACCCGGUCGCGGCUUUGGCCUCUGGCUCCAAGGGGUGCUCUCGCCGCUAGGCCUCGACCGCAUCGCCGGCGCUCUGUUCAAGGGCCGCACCCGCGAGGACCGCGUCUACGGCCGCAGUGCCUACCAGACAGGCAAAUACAUCAAGGCCAAGCUCCAAGAAAAUCUUGUCGCCAAGUCUAUGACCGCCUCAGAAGUCCAGACCGCCCGUCAUAUUCAGAUGUCUGAAACGCCGUUGGUUGUCGUCAGCUCGGGUGUGGAGGUCCGGAGGAGCCACAAAUGGGCGCAGACGCAGGAGGACUUGACCAAAAUCACCAAGAACUUGAAGAACUGGGAUAUAGUCAGCGGGGCACCGCACGAGGUGUGGAAGACGGUCGAGGGAAGAAGACUACUUGAGAAGAGACUGGGUGAGCUGCUUGAGACAGAGUCGAGGGAAUUUUAAUUCCAACGCUCACUUCUACCGGCCUUAAUCCCUUUUCUACCAUCUCGCAUGUUUCCAUGGAGGCAGGGCUUCUCAGUUCUCACGUUCUCUCGCAAAGGUGUGUAUCCGUCAAUACUUUUUUUUUUUUUCCCUCGAUACUGGCUCCUUCUCGAUAUUACGUUCUUGCAUUUGUUGCAGUCUCACAAAUUGGGCCAUCAUGAUCUUACGACACAACUUCUUGACAUUCUUAUGCUGUAUGAUAUCUUUUAAUUUGCGAUAAUGGAAAAUCAUCUGCGGUGGUGCCUUUUGUUUUUCUCUGCUGGUUUGAAUCACUGAAUCCAAGAAAUAUCGAAAGGGAAUCCAUCGGAAAUACGCGUUGUGAUUUCCCCGCCUUUGUCAUAAGAAGUUCGAGUUUUAGCGGGUUUGCAUCGCAGCUUCCCAAGAAAUUUAUUGUGACCAGCUUUCCAGAUCAAUCGUACUUGUGUAAU